Molecule: messenger RNA, 450 nt
Organism: Brenthis ino (lesser marbled fritillary)
Lineage: Eukaryota; Metazoa; Arthropoda; Insecta; Lepidoptera; Nymphalidae
Source: the annotation of a GenBank genome assembly
AUGAAAAUAACAGCAGCAUUUAUCAUUGUAUUAUACGUCUUGUUGACUAAUUGUGAAGGUGAAAAUGAAGAAGUAAUGGAUUUAUUUGGUUCUAGAGGUGAAUAUGGAAAUGCAUUUAGAACGGUACCAACGCUUUUUGAAUAUAUACUAAAUAUGCUAAUAGAACAUCCAGAAAUACUAGAACGGAAUGACAUAACGAUAUUUACUAACGACAGCACACAUGAAGAUGAAACAUUUUUGGAUCCAGAGAACAGUACCUGUUGUCCAAAAACUGAUAAUUCUUUUGAAACUGUUAAUUUUGAAGAUAAUACAGAUACGAGCAACAUAAGGAAAAGUGAAAGUUUUGUCGCUCCUAUGAUAUCGGCGUUUCAACUCACUCCAGAAGAAGUGAUGGAACAAGUAUUGAUUAUUGAACAGCAAUUAGAUAAGUAUAACAGUAAAAAAUCGAAG